Molecule: messenger RNA, 3342 nt
Organism: Podarcis raffonei (Aeolian wall lizard)
Lineage: Eukaryota; Metazoa; Chordata; Lepidosauria; Squamata; Lacertidae
Gene: STK38
Product: serine/threonine kinase 38
Exons: 14
Coding region: 159-1556 (465 amino acids)
Biological process (GO): peptidyl-serine phosphorylation; intracellular signal transduction
Molecular function (GO): protein serine/threonine kinase activity; ATP binding
Source: RefSeq, a predicted model, not a curated record
CAGCUUUCCUUUGGGGUGGGGGCGGCUGAGGGGGAGCAAGGGGCGGGGCUCGGCCUCUGGGAACUGCUUCUCCCCGUCUCUCUCCCGUGUUGGUCGGCUGGGAAGGCAUUGGACGGCGGGGGCUCCUCGGCGCUGCUCCCAGAAGGGGGUCUGGAACCAUGGCGAUGACUGGCCCAGCACCUUGUUCAUCUAUGAGCAACCAUACCAAGGAGCGAGUUACAAUGACAAAGGUGACUUUAGAAAACUUCUACAGUAAUCUGAUUGCGCAGCAUGAGGAAAGAGAAAUGAGACAGAAGAAGCUAGAAAAAGUUAUGGAAGAAGAAGGCUUAAAAGAUGAAGAGAAAAGAAUGAGGAGAUCAGCACAUGCCCGAAAGGAAACAGAGUUUUUGCGCCUAAAAAGAACAAGACUUGGGUUGGAAGACUUUGAAUCUUUAAAAGUAAUAGGCAGAGGAGCAUUUGGAGAGGUGCGGCUUGUUCAGAAGAAAGAUACAGGGCAUGUGUAUGCAAUGAAAAUACUACGGAAAGCAGAUAUGCUGGAAAAAGAGCAGGUUGGCCACAUUCGAGCAGAACGUGACAUUCUAGUGGAGGCAGACAGUUUGUGGGUUGUAAAAAUGUUCUAUAGUUUCCAGGAUAAGCUGAACCUCUACUUAAUUAUGGAGUUUCUGCCUGGAGGUGAUAUGAUGACAUUAUUGAUGAAAAAAGAUACCCUAACAGAAGAAGAAACUCAGUUUUAUAUAGCAGAGACUGUGCUGGCUAUAGAUUCAAUUCAUCAGCUGGGUUUUAUUCAUCGUGAUAUCAAGCCAGAUAAUCUCCUGUUAGACAGUAAGGGCCAUGUGAAACUAUCCGACUUUGGUCUCUGCACUGGACUUAAGAAAGCACACAGAACAGAGUUCUAUAGAAAUUUGAGCCACAAUCUUCCUAGUGACUUCACUUUUCAGAAUAUGAACUCCAAAAGGAAAGCAGAAACUUGGAAAAGAAACAGGCGGCAGCUGGCCUUCUCUACAGUGGGAACUCCAGAUUAUAUUGCUCCAGAGGUCUUUAUGCAGACAGGCUACAAUAAGCUUUGUGACUGGUGGUCACUUGGGGUCAUCAUGUAUGAGAUGCUAAUUGGUUACCCUCCUUUCUGUUCAGAGACUCCUCAAGAAACUUACAAGAAGGUGAUGAAUUGGAAAGAGACCCUAAUAUUCCCUCCAGAAGUUCCAAUCUCUGAGAGAGCCAAGGAUCUUAUUCUAAGAUUUUGCUGUGAAUGGGAGCACCGAAUUGGUGCCCCAGGUGUUGAAGAAAUCAAAACAAACCCCUUUUUUGAAGCUGUUGACUGGGAGCAUAUCAGGGAGAGACCAGCGGCAAUAUCCAUAGAAAUCAAAAGUAUUGACGAUACUUCAAACUUCGAUGAAUUUCCGGAAUCUGAUAUCCUUAAACCAGCAGUGACCACAAGCAACCAUCCAGAGACAGACUACAAGAACAAAGACUGGGUCUUUAUAAAUUAUACCUACAAGCGAUUUGAAGGCCUGACAGCUCGAGGAGCUAUACCUUCAUACAUGAAAGCAGGAAAGUAGUGACUCACAACAAAACUAUUCCUGAACCUUCAUUCUUUCCUGUCAGCACAAGUUUUUUCUCCUAUGCUUCAUAAACUUUAUCUGAGGCCUGUGAACUCUUGAGAAGAGUGCAAAAUAACAUCAUUAUGCACAGUGUUUACAUUUAAAUGGAUUUAUGCAUUGAAAACUUCCACAAAUGGCACUUAUGAGCCUGCCUUUGCAGAUUUUAUUGCAGAAAUAGGUUAUUCUGGCUUUAGUUAAAAUUCCUAAGACUGUUACUUCAAGAAGGAGAGUGCAAGCUUUUAUUUACAUUGUAGAGUAUAACAUAAUUGUGGUUUGGGUUUUUUUUGUAUCUUCUGUUUUACAAGUGCUGUGCAAAGGUACAGCACAAUUCUAAGGGCUAAGGUAUUGUACAGGAAACAGAGCAAUAACUAGUAUGAGGUAGACCAAAUUCUCAGAAGCUUAUCCUAUAGGAGGGCAAAACCUGUAUUGCCUUAAUUGUCACUAGUGUGUUGUAUACUUAGUUCAAAAGCCUUUUGGAUAGCAAUUUUUUCAACCCAACGAUGGCCUCAAAAGCUGCUGCACUUUACUGUUGGUACUAAAAUAGUAAUCCUAAAGUAUUGAGCUUUUCCCCCCCUUCUAAACUUCAGAUUUGGGGAACGUUACGCUUUUUUAUAAGCAUUGUCAAGAGAGCUAAAGAUGAUUCCUUGUGAGAUUUAUGUAACUGCAUUCUACUUGGUAGUAAGAGAGAAAUCACUGUUAAUAGCAUUAUUAGGAUACCAUAGUUAAUACUGUGAAAGGAGCCCUGCUUUUUCAGAUUCUUUCCCUACUUCUCACUCUCAAGACUUUGAUUAAUGAAAGCUUAGGAAGUUGCUGCAAGCAGAGAAUUGUAAAAUGUAAGUGUUAGUGGCAUAAUAUACUUUGGAGCUUUAUCUUUCUGAAGCUUGGACGCAGAGAGCCCUGAAGUGCCUUUUGGGAUAACCUAGGAGUGCUCUACAGGAAGUAAUGGGAUCAUAGUGACUGGUUGUUCAAAGGAUCUACAUGGUGCAGUUCUACUUCUUGGGCUGUUGCCAUUAGGUGGCACUGACCCUCUGAGUGUUCUUCAGAUGCUUAAGGUGGACCCCUGCCCUCUCAGGCUCUGCAUGAUACAUGAGACUGCCAUCAUUUGGUGUAUCUCAUGUAGUUCACCAUAUUGUUCGGAUAGCUAUCUUUGAAAUCAUUUGUUCAAGACAAUGUUAAGCUCCAGACUGAGGAUAGGGGCAGGUAACUGUACAGGAGGAGACCUAGUGCAUCUGGAGCCAAAAUGAAGACAGGAAAGCCAGAGGAGGAGACCUAAACAUGAUGGCUUGGGAUGGUCCUUGUACAUCAGGCUAUGUUACCGGGCGAUUUAGUAAAAACAUUAAGCUUUCCUUUAGUAAGGUGCUCUGAUGCCCAAAUAGGCUGAAAGAAGUUGAAGUCCUUUCUUCUUGUACAAAGGUAGAGAUCAGGAUUCAGUUGUAAUUUAGGAGGCAGUCGUCAAAUAUUAUUGUUGUCUCUGCCUUUAGAAGAUCUGAUGAAGCCUGCAAUAUUUCAAUAACAGGUGUCUUAGUCAUUUUCACUGAAUGUGCAUAAUUAUGCAGUAGUUCACUUGUCCUCUGAUGGUUCAUCUGUCCUUAUCGGAGCGGAGUUUUAGCAAAUUAAUUGGAGGGAUUAAUGUGCUAAAACAUUAAAAACUGUUUUAAUAGUGGUUGUUCUCCAAUCUGCACUGUUACACAUGCCCUUCACCGGUAGGCAGUCUUAUGUACUGGUUUGGAACCCCCCCCCCCAA